Molecule: messenger RNA, 1255 nt
Organism: Polypterus senegalus (gray bichir)
Lineage: Eukaryota; Metazoa; Chordata; Cladistia; Polypteriformes; Polypteridae
Product: E3 ubiquitin-protein ligase RING2-A-like
Exons: 6
Cellular component (GO): PcG protein complex; ubiquitin ligase complex
Molecular function (GO): chromatin binding; ubiquitin protein ligase activity
Source: RefSeq, a predicted model, not a curated record
CUCAAGGCAGGCUCGAAAAGUCCCGGAAGUGACGUCGAUCCAAAAAUGGCCGCCUUGGGACUCUUUUGAGGGACUUUGUUUAUUUAUUAUUUUAUUUAUUAGGUACAAGAAACAAAAGAUUGCACUGUGAUAUCAGACGCUGGAGCACCUCGUGCGUCUGGGGAGAAGAGGAGGAGAAGGAGGUGGUGGCGUAACGCUAGCUAAACACCACUAACAAGGAACAGGAGAUACAGUCUUGAGAAGGGAUUAAAUGACGACAGAGCCAGGUUGAGGGUUGAACAUCCACACUGACCAUGGCAACACCUGCAAAUGUGCAGAACCCCAGUAAAAACUGGGAACUCAGUCUAUAUGAAUUACACAGAACUCCUCAGGAAGCAAUAAUGGAUGGAACAGAGAUUGCAGUUUCUCCACGUAGUCUCCAUAGUGAGUUAAUGUGUCCAAUCUGCCUUGACAUGCUGAAAAAUACCAUGACAACCAAGGAGUGCCUGCAUCGUUUUUGCUCAGACUGCAUUGUAACUGCUUUGCGCAGCGGCAAUAAGGAAUGUCCAACCUGUCGUAAGAAAUUAGUGUCUAAACGUUCUCUGCGUCCUGAUCCAAAUUUUGAUGCCCUCAUUUCCAAGAUUUACCCAAGUCGAGAUGAGUAUGAGGCACACCAAGACCGAGUUCUAGCAAGACUUAGCCGUCUUCACAACCAGCAAGCCCUCAGCUCUAGUAUUGAAGAGGGACUCAAAAUACAAGCUAUGCACAGAGCUCAGCGAGUCAGAAAGCACCAGCAAGGGUCUGAUAAUACCACCUUCAGUGGUGGCGAGGAUAACUGUGAUAGUCGCUCUCAUGUGAGCCAUGGAUCUGCCCACGGAUCUACACACAGUGCUACCCAUAGUGCAGCUCAAGAGGCAGGGCCUAGUCGUAAACGAUCUAAGGCAUCAGAUGAGUCCUGUCCCGAUUUGGACCAGUCGCAUGAGGGGGGUGUGGCAAGUCCACAUGAGUCAUCUGGCUCAGAGAUUGAGCUUGUGUUUAGACCGCACCCCCUUUUGGUUGAUAAGGAUCAAUACUCUCAAACACGUUAUGUGAAAACCACAGCCAAUGCCACUGUCGAUCACUUAUCAAAAUAUCUGCCACUUCGUAUUGCUUUGGAAGAAGAGCAGAAAGCUGCAGAAAGCAGUACUCCCAGUUCAGCUGGCAGGGCAGUCAAUUUGGAGGAUGUGAGCGAGAAGCAAUAUACAAUUUACAUCACCACAUCGGGGGCCAGUUCACU